Molecule: messenger RNA, 3581 nt
Organism: Drosophila bipectinata
Lineage: Eukaryota; Metazoa; Arthropoda; Insecta; Diptera; Drosophilidae
Gene: snu
Product: ABC-type transporter snustorr
Cellular component (GO): membrane
Molecular function (GO): ATP hydrolysis activity; ABC-type transporter activity; ATP binding
Source: RefSeq, a predicted model, not a curated record
ACGCCAACGCCAACGUCGACUCCGACGCAGCAUCAGAUCUGCUAACCUGGCUCAGUUCAGCUCAGCUCAGCUCUCGGCCAUCUACUGGCAGUCAGUCUUAGUCGAACCUUUCAGCGCAACGCAAGUGCCUCGCAGCUUGCUCGGGAUCCGCGAUAUUUCGGUGAACCCCCUUGGCUCGAACGAUAAGUGGAUUGUGUCCGGUACAGACUCAGAUAUACUACCAAUCCGAUAGAUACAUACGUAUUUGCUAGCGAGCAAUUGAUCUAUCCAGCGCGUUCGCGUUCGUUUCCUAAGUCUUUUGUUUUGCCAGCAUCCCAGGAACUGGAAGUGGAUUAUCGCAACAGCGAAACGACAUUAAAAUUGUUUGCCAACUAAAUACACAUAUUUAGAACGCGAAUUCAAUGUGUGCCUGAAACACAUAAAACACAGCCCCGCAUCCACCUGGGCAAAAGAUUGCAAAAGAUUGGUCUCUAGCCUGCCCAGCAGCGAAGUAAAAGUAAACGCUUAACAAAGUAACUAGCAUUAGACAAAGGCAAAUAAAACAUAAGAAAUAAACAGUGAGCGGUAGGCAAAGGCAAACAAAACAACACCCACCUCCGGAGCACCAAAAAAAAAAAACUACAAAAUAAAAUGCUGAUAUCAACCAUUUCCACAGACUCCGCCAUGACGGCCACAAACAACGAUGGCGGCACACAGCCUAAUGCCGUGGCAGCCUGGGGCGCUCCGGCAAACGGACCCCGGAACACACAGGCCGCCGUAUCCGUGCGACAUGCCUUCAAGGCCUACGGCAAAAAGAAGAACGCCAACCAGGUGCUGAACAACCUCAACAUGACUGUGCCCAAGGGAACAAUUUAUGGACUCCUGGGAGCCUCUGGAUGCGGCAAGACCACUCUACUCUCCUGUAUUGUGGGUCGCCGCUACUUGGACUCUGGCGAGAUCUUUGUGCUGGGCGGCAAGCCAGGCACCCGAGGAUCGGGAGUGCCCGGAAAACGCGUUGGCUACAUGCCCCAGGAAAUCGCCCUCUAUGGCGAGUUCUCCAUCCAGGAGACAAUGAUGUAUUUUGGCUGGAUCUUUGGCAUGGAGACCAAGGAGAUCAUGGAGCGGCUGCAGUUCCUGCUGAACUUCCUCGAUCUGCCGUCUGAGAAGCGUCUGGUCAAGAACCUCAGUGGUGGCCAGCAGCGUCGUGUUAGCUUUGCAGUGGCUUUGAUGCACGAUCCCGAGCUGCUGAUCCUUGACGAGCCCACAGUGGGAGUGGAUCCCCUGCUGCGCCAGAGCAUCUGGAAUCACUUGGUGCACAUCACUAAGGCGGGCCAGAAGACGGUCAUCAUUACCACACAUUAUAUUGAAGAAGCGCGACAGGCGCACACGAUUGGACUUAUGCGAUCUGGGCACUUGUUGGCCGAGGAAUCCCCCAGCGUCCUGCUCUCCAUGUACAAAUGCAUCAGCCUGGAGGAGGUCUUCCUCAAGCUCUCCCGCAUCCAAAGCCAGAAGGGCGACGUGACCCAUGUGAACUUCAGUAACAACAUCUCGUUGCACGCCAUGGCCUUCGGCAGCAAGAUGGACAAGCCCAGUUCCAGCCAGGAGGGCGGUGUCGUUGGCCUCAACUUCCACCAGAGCAAGGAGGUGCUCAUCAACGACAGCAACGGAUCAAUCUACACGCUUAACCAGGAGCCGUACAGCCCCCCGCCCUCGAGGCGAAACAACAAUCCCAAUGACGAGGAGAGCUGCCAGGACUGCUACGCCAGCCUGUGCAAGGUCACCUCCAAGGGCAAGAUCCGUGCCCUGCUCACCAAGAAUAUGUUGCGGAUGUGGCGCAACGUGGGCGUAAUGCUGUUCAUCUUCGCUCUUCCAGUCAUGCAGGUGAUCCUCUUCUGCUUGGCCAUUGGACGCGAUCCUCAGGGCCUUAAUCUGGCCAUAGUCAAUGGGGAGAUGAAUAAUACGGAAACCUGCUUCUGGGAGGACGGCUGCCACUUCGCCAACCUGGGCUGUCGCUAUCUGAAUCACCUGAACACGAGUGUAGUUAAAACAUAUUAUACGGACUUGGAAGACGCCAAACAAGCCGUUAGAAAUGGUGAUGCCUGGGGUGCCCUCUACAUCAGCGAGAACUUCACGGAUGCCUUUACCGCUCGAGCUGCCCUGGGACGUGACUCCGAUGACGAAACUCUCGACCAAUCUGAGGUGAAGGUAUGGCUGGACAUGUCUAACCAGCAGAUCGGCGUCAUGCUCAAUCGGGACAUCCAGCUGGCAUACAGAGACUUCGCCAUGGGCCUGCUGGGACAGUGCGGCAACAAUCCCAAACUGGGCGAUGUGCCCAUUCAGUUCAGGGAUCCCAUCUACGGCACCAUGAAUCCCUCGUUCACCGACUUCGUGGCUCCGGGCGUGAUCUUGACCAUUGUUUUCUUCUUGGCUGUGGCUUUGACGUCAUCCGCUCUGAUCAUUGAGCGUACUGAGGGCCUUUUGGAUCGUUCCUGGGUGGCUGGUGUCUCCCCCGGCGAGAUCCUCUUCUCCCACGUCAUUACCCAGUUUGUGGUGAUGUGUGGACAGACCACUCUUGUCCUCAUCUUCAUGUUGGUUGUGUUCGGAGUGACCAACAAUGGAGACCUCUUCUGGGUGAUUGUGCUGACGCUGCUCCAGGGAAUGUGUGGCAUGUGCUUCGGCUUCCUCAUCUCCUCCGUCUGCGAGCUGGAGCGAAACGCCAUCCAGUUGGCGCUAGGCUCCUUCUACCCCACCCUGCUCCUGUCCGGCGUGAUCUGGCCCAUUGAGGGCAUGCCCGUGGUGUUGAGAUACAUUUCACUGUGCCUGCCUUUGACACUGGCAACCUCAUCGCUGCGCUCCAUCCUGACGCGAGGAUGGGCGAUACUGGAGUCCGAUGUGUACAUCGGAUACCUGAGCACGCUCUCCUGGAUCCUGGGCUUCCUGGUGUUGACACUCCUCGUGCUGCGGGCAAAACGCGGCUAGGACCACCAGCAAGGAGCAUAAUUUUAGAUGCGUACUUUAGAUUGCGAUUAGUCGUCCCCGUCGUCUUAGUUAGGUCCUCCUCGGCUUUACUUCUGUACCUUCCUUUCCUCUAUUUUUCAUACCUUUGUACGUUUAUUACUCUUUUAUUUCUUUCGAACUUUUCUGCCCAAAACGUCAUAAAUUAUUUAAGCAAUGCGCUGGUUUCCUUAGCUUUCCACCCCGCACCCUGUUUACGUAAGUUAAGUCCUGCACGUUUCGUAGUUUAAAGCGUAAGGUUUAGGCACCUAAAUGAAUUGUUGUAAAUAUUUUGUGUCACGAAUUCAGUAAUCCGUUGCUAGACGUCCAUUAUUUGCAACCCUCUGUUCUAGACCUUUUCUCGAUUCCAAAACGGGCAAUUUAUUACACACACAACAACUAAUUUUAUAUAUUUUUCAAUGGACUGUGAUUGUUUUUAUUUACAUAUUUCACGCGAAUACACGUAGGGCAAGCCUAAAGAAAAACAAAAAGAUUAAGAAAAGCGAGCAAAAAUCAAUGGUGGGUUUUGUUAACAUUAAGUAGCUUAAAACAUUUUUUGUAUGGGUUUAAGUUUUUAAGGUAAAACAUAAUUAAAUACAAUAAUGUAA